Molecule: messenger RNA, 5920 nt
Organism: Hippocampus comes (tiger tail seahorse)
Lineage: Eukaryota; Metazoa; Chordata; Actinopteri; Syngnathiformes; Syngnathidae
Gene: mia3
Product: MIA SH3 domain ER export factor 3
Exons: 27
Coding region: 88-5409 (1773 amino acids)
Biological process (GO): endoplasmic reticulum to Golgi vesicle-mediated transport; vesicle cargo loading; protein secretion
Cellular component (GO): endoplasmic reticulum exit site; endoplasmic reticulum membrane
Molecular function (GO): protein binding
Source: RefSeq, a predicted model, not a curated record
UGUUGCCUACACCCAGCCGGAUCUCAUCUGCUUGCUGACGUGUCGUCUCCCACCCCAGUGCUCCUGCUCACCACUAAACCUGCCAGCAUGGCAGCCAAGCACUUUUACCGACAAGGCUUUUUAUUACUUUUAUUUAAUUUUAUCUCAACCGCCGCCUUGGAGAAGCGAUUCUCCGACUUUAAGAGAUGCGCCGACGAGGAGUGCAGCAUGCUCCUAUGUCGUGGAAAAGCAGUGGAAGAUUUCUCAGGACCGGACUGUCGGUUCUUGUCAUUUAAGAAAUCAGAAACUGUCUAUGUAUACUACAAAUUGUCAGGAAGAAGGGCUGACAUAUGGGCUGGGAGUGUCGGAAGUCACUUUGGUUAUUUCCCAAUGGACCUACUGGCCGUAAACCAUGUUUAUACAGAUCAAGAAUUUGAAGUUCCAACAGAGGAAACAGAUUUUGUCUGUUUUGACACAGGAUUUGACCAAUUUGACAACUAUGAGAUAGAUUCACUGUUGGGUUUUCCAACGGAGGAGAGUGAUGAUGCAAAUGAAGAGAAUUCUGACGAAACCCAAGUGUCAGAGGACACUGUGAAAGACACAAGCCGACCGGAGGAGGAGGAAGAGGAGGAGGUGGUGGAUGACCAUGUAAUAGGAGCUGAGGAUAUUGGCAUGGCCCCAGAUAAUGAAAGUGCCUCUUUUUUUCAACUCGAUGUGGAAAACCAAACUCAAGAAGAAAAAGUGCCUGACACAGAAGUUAGACCUGAUGACACUGACAAUGCUGCUGAUGACCAACUGAAUGAGCAAAUUACCACCACAGACACUUUUCUUGAAGAUGCCGAGUUAGAAAAGCAUCAAACCAAAGAUGUCCACAAAGAAGACGUGGAGGAAUCUCGACUCAAAUAUGAUCUCGUGUCGGAACAUGUUACCGUCUCAACUUCUCAAGGAGAGAAAAUCUCUGGGUUAGAAACUUCCUUUGGGUCAACUUUUGAUGCUGUCAGCACAGAUGCCGAAUCCACCACGCGAGUCACUCCAUAUGAACAGGAGGAGAAUGAAAUAUUUGAAGGUCAUUCUGACCAACACAGUGAUACCGACCAGGCAAAAGCAAUGCCAUUGCUUUCUUUUUCAGAGGAAGAAGAUGACACUUCCGUGGUUACGCAAGAUGACAAAUCAAAACCUGAUCACGAGAAGGUCACAUCGACCCCAUUUGAUGACGAUAUUUCUGCUGGGAGUGACACAGAGUGGACUGGUUCAGAAGAAGUUUUGGAGGAAGAGCCUGAAUCAGAACCACCUACGAUUUUUGAUGAACCACAAAAAGACACCACACUAGAGGAUGUCAAUACAGUCCUUGGAGAUUCACCUGAUUCAGAAUUUGCCCAUCCUAAAGAAAAUGAGGAGCCGGAGAACCUCGAUGCAUUCCAUACAGGGUCACUGGAUUCUCUUUCGGUAGAUCCUAGAGAUCAGAAAGAGCCAGAGACCUUGUAUCAAAUCCCUACAGAUUCGCCAAAUUCUCUGUCUGUAGAUCCUAAAGAAACAGUGGUUGAGGAACUCUUGUUUGAUCUUGAGGAUGACGGUAGCGCCCUCGCGAUUAAGCAUGAGGAAACUCAAGCUGAAACACCUAAACCAACCGAUGCGACGGUACGUACGUUUGAUUCUAUAUCGCACACUUUACCUCAAGCUGAAUUGCACAAGAAGGUAACGGAGGCACGUAAGACGGUGCCCCAAGAGGACAGCGUCGCUAACAAAGAGACACACGAGAACAGCAUUUUAAUGGAAGAUAAGGAAGACUCCAAAGAAACUUUGGGUGAAAAUGAAACUCAAGUUCACAAAGAAGUCAUCACUCCGGAAACAAACCGUGAUGUGCCUCCAAGGGCGAUGCAAUCCAUUGGUUCAUUCAGCGAGCCUGUCAAUAAGGCAGCGGAAGAUGGCGUCUCACUCCAAGGUGCUCAUCAACACAACGAGGCACAUGUUGAUGAUGAAUCAGUUCAUGCGGAUGAGAAAAACACCGAAAUGGAUGAAGACAAAUAUGAGGGGAGUGAAGACCUACUUGAAGAUGAAAAUGCACUUUCUCUCUCGCAGUCGUAUGAUGCAAACACUGAAAACGCCUCACCAGAAACAGGCCCACACGUUACCUCAAGUCCUGAGCCGGUCUACAGCGACAGUGUGCUGCGGCUGACUCUGCUACAGGGUUAUUACACCGAAGAGAAGAUGCUGCGUUUCCAGAGGUUCCUGGGGCUCCGGAAUCUCUACAAAUUGGAAUCUAUGUUCUUGGACCUGGACACUGAGCUACAAGCUACCCGUCUUGCUCAUUCCGGCACGGUUCAAGACCUCGAAGAUGCGCUUGAGAACAUCUUGGAAACCUCGGAAAAUACCAUCCUGGAUGAAAUUGAGAACAUUCUGGAUAGCCGGCACUCAACAUAUGAUGAUGAGCAGCGGAUGGAUAUGAUAGACGAAGAAACGGAAAUACUGGAUGACUUCCAGGAGCUGGCGUUCAGUUUGAGACAGAAGUAUUCUGCAGCAAGUGAUAGCACACGUUUGGCAGAAGAGAGAACAGGAAUUAAUGAGCAAGUCAGUACAGACAAACCAGACAUGAAAGUAAAAGAUGAUUUGCCAGACAUUGACAAAGUGGACAAGGAGCCUGACGUGCCAGAAACGGACAAGGAGCCUGACGUGCCAGAAACGGAGACUGACACCAACCAUACUGUAGCGGAGUUUGUCAAACAGGCGGCAGAGAUUGAUAAAGAAGCACAGGACCUCUUGGGCGAGGAGAGUACCACACCGGAUAUUAGUGUGGGGGAAGAUGGCGGACACUUCAAUAAAAACAAAGAAAACUGUCCGAGUUUCAGCCCGUCAGACGAGAUGCAGAAGUUUCCUCAAGACACACUAGAAAGUCCCUUAGACAAGGGCCUUGGAGAAGUGGAGCGCUCGUCCUCAGGGUCUUUGGACUCCAUCGAGCCAUUGUCUGAAUUUCAUGAGGAUCAAGUGGAAUUUCUCUCAGAUGCGUUGACUUUUCUGAGUUGCUCUGUGACAGUCAUCAAGGCUAAAGUUGCAGAGUGGACCACUCUUAUAAUUUCACUACUGCCAGAAGAGUGGAAACCCGGGGAAACCCUGUUUGGCUGCCCUUGGCAGGCUGUCAUCAUCACUGCUGUGGUUGGCAUACUGACCUUCACCAUCUUCUUCUGGAAAACUGUGCUAGUGGUAAAGAGAAGGCAAUAUCUUGUGGAUGAAAAACAGCUGGCUGAUCAAAUCCAAGCACUUAAAAAAGAGAAAAAUGAUGCACUGACCCGAGUGAAUGAACUCCAGAAACAGACUGAAGAGUUGAAAGAAACCCAAAAGGACUCCGCAGAGACUGUUAGUUGUGCAAUGAAAAAAAAGCAAAAAUUGGAGAGCCUGAUUUUGGAGGCCGAAAAAAGAUAUGAAAGCAUGGUCGAAGAAAAGAAGACAUACCAAAAACAACUUGAUGAAGAAAAAGAAAACUCACUACAAAUUGGAAAUCGAAUGAAAAAAUUGGAGAAGUCAAACGAGAAGCUCGAGCUGAGCAGAAAGAAAGUUCAGGAAGCUUUGGCUAAGACGACGGUCCUCUUGGAUGAGGCCAAGAUUCGGGAAGAUGCACACAGUGUCCAGCACAAAUGCCUUUCAAAAGAGUACGCGGGGCUGAAAGAGGAAAAUAAAAACCUUAAAGUAACGAUCCGAGAGUGGGAGGACAAACACACGGCGCUGAGCGAGCAGAUUAAAGUCUAUCAGAAGGCUCAAAAAGAGCUGGAGGACUCAGUGGUGCUCAAAGAUCACAAUGUGGAGGUUUUGUCCGAGCUUCUGGCAGACCUUGACGCCUGUGAGUUACAAAAAAGCGAUGGCAAGCUAUUGUUGAAUGGCGAAGUGGCACCUGAUAAGAAGACGGCGGUAAAGAACAGGAUCAAACAGAUGAUGGAUGUCUCCAGGGUCCAGACCACGCUCACGGUGAUCGAAGAGGAGCGUGACCGCUUCAUGUCCAAACUGCUUAAUGAAGAAAAAAGCCGAAAGGCUCUGGAAGAAAAACACCAGGAGCUUGAACACAGCAUCGCAACCCUCAAAAGUGAGAAGAGCCACGUGGAAAACCAGUUCAAAGUCCUCCAGCAGAAGAAUGAAAUCAUGGUGGAAAUGUACCAGCAAAAGGAAAACGCUCUGCAGCAGAGGCUCACGAAGGAGGAGCUUGAGCGCCGCAGCAAAGAGAACCUGCUGUCCGAGGUGGGAGGCAAAGCCGUGGAGGCCGAGGAGCAAGUCAAAGUUCUGCGGCAGCGCAUUAAUGAGAUGGAAGAGCAGAUGAAGAAGACCGAGGAAGUCUAUAAGGAGCAGGUAGACUCUCACGGAGCGAAUGCGGUCAACGCUCGUAACGCGGAGCGAGCUUUGAAUCAAGAGAAGCUUGAAUCUUCCAAGCUGCGUGAGAAGUUGGCAGGACUAACCUCGCAGCUAAAUGAGCGCCGCGCUCCUCUCUUCAGACCCAACUCGGGGCAAGCUGCUGGCCCUCGCCAAGGUGAUUCAUAUGGGCCCUCCCCAGUGAGUGGGGGGGCGCCAUCCCCCCCAUUAAUGAUCGAGGGUCCCAGGCGCCCUCCCUCAGCCCCAGUGGGGCGAAGAAUUGACCCGUAUGGUCCACGCCCUCCAUCAGACCCACACAGUCGUUAUCCUGGGAUGGACAUGUCAGGCCCCCGCAGUUCAUCGCCGACCAACAUGGAUGGUUCGACUCAAGCAGUAGAGCCGCACGUAAAAGGCGAAGCGGAGGCUGAGGCCUCCAAAGAGGUUCCUGAGUCAGGUCCCGGAUCCUUCCUAGCAUCACCUAUCAGGGACUCUCCUGGCCCCAUCGGUCAAGGACCGCCACCACCUGGUCCUGGACUCCAUGAUCCACUCUUCCCUCCCGGACCUCACGGCCGCUUGCCACCCGGUGGUCCCUACAGACCUCCGAGACCACCCCUCUACCAUCCAGCGGCCGGACCCCAUGGUCCUCCUCCGAAUGUGCCUCUUCCUCCUCCUGGGCCUCCGCUCCCCUCCAACGGGCACCCGGGUAUGCCUCUGCCUGGGCCGAUGGUAGGAGACUUUGGCCCCCGCCCUGCCAAUGGACACUCAAUCCACCCCAGGCCCGGCCCAGGCCACAUCAUCGAUCCUCUGUUUCCACCGCCACCGCCGUUCCGUCCACCUCAUCAUUUUGGGCCGAUGCCACAUGGUCCUCGUGGGCUUUUGGGACCGCGCCCACCAUUCCCUCCUGACAUGCGCUUCCCAGGCCCGCGCGAGCACAGCGGCCUCCCGGCGAACAUGCCUCCUGUUGUCCCGCCACAUCCUGGUCACAGCGAAGCCUUUGGUCAGCCUCCAGCCGGCGCUCCUCGCACCUCGGCAGGAGGUCCACCCCCAAAGCGGGAGGCGUCUCAGGACUCAGCGAGGCCAGAUAUGGUCGAGCCUUAAAAAAGAAAAACGCCACCAACUGUGGCAAUGGACUUGAACACUCCCCACGAACAUGUCAUGUUAAAGUCCUAUAUAUAUAUAUAUACCAUGACUUUCAUAUCUCAGCCAUGAAAUAAAAACUUAAAUGCUAUUUUAAAACAUGGUCCUUAAAUUUAAGCAUUAUCAGUGAUUGCGUGGAAAAAUCCACAUACUCAAGAGCUGAAAGGGUUGCCACUUUUUUUUUUUUUUUUGGAACAUCUUAUUGUGCAAUAAUUCACUGUAUGUCAAAGGAUUUGUGUUUGAAAAUAUAGCAAUUGCUUUUUUAAAGGUUCUUAAAUGUCAUUUCCUGUGGAAAUUAUUUUUUAAAAGGCGGGGAUAGAAAGGUUUAGCUUCUAGCAUUUCAGCAUCAAACAUUUUCUCAAAAGUUUCCUUUGGAGCUGACUGUAAAGGAAAUGUGUCAUUUGAUGGCCAGAUGUAUAACUUAUUUUACUAUGUUGGUAGAAUCCUUUCAAUAAUAAAGAAUGCAAAAUCA